This is a messenger RNA of Postia placenta MAD-698-R-SB12, 1839 nucleotides long. RefSeq lists its product as hypothetical. The transcript has 24 exons. Gene Ontology annotation, molecular function: metalloaminopeptidase activity. Lineage: Eukaryota; Fungi; Basidiomycota; Agaricomycetes; Polyporales; Adustoporiaceae. The coding region runs from base 1 to 1839 and encodes 612 amino acids. The record is from RefSeq and is a predicted model, not a curated record.
AUGUCGCCGGCCACCCAGACGGUCAACACUACGCAACGACUGCAGAAUCUCAGACAGCUGAUGUCGAGACCGGAAUACAAUGUUGAAGCUGUCGUUGUACCUAGCGAAGACCAGCACUAUAGCGAAUACAUCGCGAAGUGCGAUGAACGGCGUGCAUUCAUCUCUGGGUUUGAUGGCUCUGCAGGAUGUGCCAUAGUGACUUUGAAUGACGCAUUCCUGUUCACGGAUGGACGAUACUUCCUCCAAGCGGAAAAGCAGCUUGACCAGAAUUGGAAGCUGAUGAAGCAAGGUCUCCCGGAGGUCCCUAGUUGGCAAGAUUUCCUCUCAAAGAAUCUGGACAGGAACGCGCGAAUCGGAAUUGAUCCCUCGCUGAUCACAGCAGCCGAUGCCGACGCAAUCAAGAACGCACUCAAGCUGCGCGACUCAGAACUUGUCUCGCUUGACCGGAAUCUCGUGGAUUCUGUGUGGGCGGACCGUCCUCCGCGUCCCACCAACAAGGUAUUUCCUCUUGACGUUAGAUAUGCUGGCGAAUCGCAUGUGGAGAAAAUCGCGAGGCUGCGUGCGGGUCUCAUAGAAAAGAACCAGCGUGCUAUGGUCGUUAACAUGCUCGAUGAGGUGGCGUGGCUAUUCAACUUGCGCGGCUCCGACAUCGACUUCAACCCUGUGUUCUUUGCGUACGCCAUCGUGACAUUGGACAAGACCCUGCUCUUCGUCAAUCCACAGCAGGUUGAUGACACCAUCCACACCCAUCUGGGAGAAGAGGUCGAAUUCCAUCCCUAUGACUAUUUCUUCACGUACUUGAAAGAACUUGGUGCUGAAGUUGGGCUUCAUAAAGAAGCUCAGGUGUUGGUCGGGGACAAGGCUAGCUUGGCUAUCGUAGAAGCUAUCGGAGUUGACCACAUAGUGAUCUCCCGCUCCCCGAUCGCUGACUUCAAGUCAGUCAAAAACGAGACAGAGAUUGAAGGAUUCAGGCAGUGCCAUAUCCGCGACGGUGCAGCGCUCGUGCGGUAUUUUGCGUGGCUAGAAGAAAAGCUAGAAGCUGGCGUGCAGCUGUCGGAAAGCCAGGCUGCUGAUCAGCUUGAGAAAUUCCGCUCAGAACUUGAUUUGUUCCGCGGUUUGUCCUUCACAACGAUAUCCUCGACCGGGCCGAACGGCGCCAUUAUUCAUUACUCGCCCGACCCCAAUGACUGUGCCAUCGUUCGCAAAGACCAGAUCUACCUCUGCGACUCCGGCGGGCAAUAUCUAGACGGCACGACCGACGUCACACGUACUCUGCACUUCGGCAUUCCUACGGCAGAAGAACGGCGUGCGUUCACACGUGUCUUACAAGGCCAUAUUGCGAUUGACUCUGCGGUCUUCCCCAACGGUACUUCUGGUGCCGACUCCUUCGCGCGGAGGCCAUUAUGGGAAGACGGGCUAGACUACCGUCAUGGCACAGGUCAUGGCGUCGGGCAUUUCUUGAAUGUUCACGAAGGUCCGCACGGUAUUGGUGUCCGCAUCAUCUAUAACAAUACACCUUUGAAGCCCGGCAUGACGGUGUCUAAUGAGCCCGGCUAUUACGCGGACGGUCGGUUUGGAAUCCGCAUCGAGAAUGUCGUUGUUGUGCGUAACGCCGAUACACCGAACAACUUCGGGGACAAGGGCUAUCUCAAGUUUGAGCACGUCACUUUGUGCCCUAUUCAGAAGAAGCUCGUGGAUGCUGCCUUGCUUAGCGAGCGAGAACGAGCGUGGUUGAACGCUUACCAUGCGGAGAUUUUAGGCAAGGUCUCCCCUCUGCUACAGGAUGACCGGCGUGCACUCAGCUGGCUCGAGCGUGAGUGUUCUCCAUUGGUACAGUAG